Drosophila sulfurigaster albostrigata is the source of this 704-nucleotide messenger RNA. Its product is annotated as C-type lectin 37Da-like. The transcript has 2 exons. NCBI's taxonomy places the organism in Eukaryota, Metazoa, Arthropoda, Insecta, Diptera, Drosophilidae. The record is from RefSeq and is a predicted model, not a curated record. Bases 77 to 628 code for a protein of 183 amino acids.
UAGUUGUAGGCUCUGCCUGUGUAUAAAAUACGACUGCAAAUUAAUUUUGUUGAUCAGUAUUUAUUAUAUCGCUGAAAUGUUUCCUAAAGAGUUAUGGCUAGUUUAUUAUAUUUUGAUUCACAUCACCGUGCUUCAUAUAUCUGCCGUGCCAAAUAAUAAUGAUCAGAUACUGGUAAGAUGGCAAAAUGGAAUUGCAGAUGAUUUUAAUGCAGACACGAAACCAUUUAAGAAAAUCCUCGAUAAUUAUUAUUACAUUGAGGAAGACACGACAUUAAAUUGGUUUGCCGCACUUCACAAAUGUCAUGAACUGGGUGCCGAAUUGAUAAGCUAUGAAAACGAAAACGAAUACGAUGCGCUACUCAAUCACUUAAGUAAGACUAAAUGUUAUUGGAUUGAUUUAACGAAUCUAAGUAAGGAGGGAGGUUAUCAAUCGAUUACCACCGGCUAUCCGCCCAGCUUUACAAAGUGGGAUGUGGGUGAGCCAAAUAAUAAGUUUGGAGAUGAAAACUGCGCUCAGUUGAUCACUUACGUUUGGGGUAUUUUAAAAAUGAACGAUAACAAUUGUUAUGACUUGUGUCAGUUUAUUUGCAAAACAAAAUAUCCCCUUCAAAUAAACUUUGUAGUGUGAUAAAAAUUAUAUUAUAUCAUCAAUAAUUCUAAAAUAUAUAAAGAAAAAGAAAGAUAUGUAGAAUGAUAAAAAUAAA